Molecule: messenger RNA, 1495 nt
Organism: Aureobasidium pullulans EXF-150
Lineage: Eukaryota; Fungi; Ascomycota; Dothideomycetes; Dothideales; Saccotheciaceae
Product: IMP-specific 5'-nucleotidase 1
Exons: 7
Coding region: 80-1375 (431 amino acids)
Biological process (GO): nicotinamide riboside biosynthetic process; nucleotide metabolic process; inosine salvage
Molecular function (GO): magnesium ion binding
Source: RefSeq, a predicted model, not a curated record
UUCCUUCUCACUUGCAAUCUCAACCUUGAUCUCACAAUCUCACAAACAACAAAGUGCUCACAGAACAGUAACUGCAAGAAUGACUACCCGAUACCGUGUCGAAUACGCUCUCAAGACUCAUCGUCGUGAUCAAUUGAUUGAAUGGAUCAAAGGCCUUUUGGCAGUACCAUUCGUGCUUUUGUCUCAGCCCACGGCCUUGUUUGGACAAGAUGGAAUCCACGGAACUGACCAGAUGGCACGUAACGCCCACGAACGCUAUGCACAAAUCAUGAGUGAUGUCGAAGGUCUCAUCAAUGACCACAUAUCUCGACAAAAAGAAGGUACUCAUUUACACUCGAAACUCAAACUGCUGGUUCCGACUGUUGGUUUCUUCUUCACUCCUCUACUUCUGAAAGAUGCUUUUGAGUGGCAAGAUCAAAGGCGGUACAUAAGCUCAAGAAGAUUCGUGGCUCCCAGUUUCAACGAUAUCCGUCUGAUCCUAAAUACCGCUCAAGUCAUGUCAUUGAUCAAGCACAGUCGCCUAGAUCUUGUCACAUUUGAUGGUGAUGUCACGCUCUAUGAUGAUGGUCAAUCUCUUACAGACGACAACCCUGCCAUUCCUCGCAUUCUGGAGUUGAUGAGAAAUGGCACCCGCAUCGGAAUCGUGACAGCGGCUGGCUACACUGAAGCUUCCAAGUACUAUGGCAGACUACACGGUCUACUCGAUGCCAUAGCAACAUCUGAUCUCUCUGAUGAUAUCAAGAAGAAUCUUAUCGUUCUUGGAGGAGAGGCGAGUUACCUGUUCCAGUUCACUAGCGACAGCCGGGAUAGACUCGUUCCCAUUCCGCGCAAACAAUGGUCACUGGACGAGAUGCAGUCUUGGACUCAAGAGGAUGUUACAGAACUGCUUGAUAUCGCAGAAAAAUCCCUUCGCAGUUGUGUCGAUGCGAUGAGGCUCAAGGCCGACAUCCUCCGUAAAGAGAGAGCAGUCGGUAUCAUUCCAGUCGCCGGUUUCAAGCUGUCACGAGAGCAGCUCGAGGAGACCGUUCUCGUAUGUCAGAAGACCUUGGAGAUGAGUCCUGUUGGUAAGAGGCUGCCAUUCUGUGCUUUCAACGGUGGAAGUGACGUCUUCAUUGAUAUUGGUGACAAGUCUUGGGGAGUCCUGAGUUGCCAAAGAUACUUUGGUGGUAUCGAGGGAAACAAGUCCCUUCAUAUUGGCGACCAGUUUUUAUCAAUCGGAGCCAACGACUUCAAGGCCCGGCUUGCUUGCACUACAGGAUGGGUCGCGUCUCCAACAGAGACAGUCGCACUUCUGGACGAGAUUUCCCAGCUCUCAACGGCGCCCGAAUCACUUCCAGCCGAUGCGAACUUCGAGGACCAAAGCAUGAUGACCUGAGAGCCCGCUCUUUUCUACUUGAUGCCCCGGCUGUUUUAUCAUGGCAAGCGAAUGUUUUCUUACGAUGCAUAUAUACCUUUCUGUAACAUCUGAUAAUGAUCUUGACAUACCGUUGCAUAA